Clarias gariepinus (North African catfish) is the source of this 2419-nucleotide messenger RNA. RefSeq names its product RAB2A, member RAS oncogene family (gene rab2a). Gene Ontology annotation, molecular function: GTP binding; GTPase activity. The record is from RefSeq and is a predicted model, not a curated record. Bases 271 to 909 code for a protein of 212 amino acids. Lineage: Eukaryota; Metazoa; Chordata; Actinopteri; Siluriformes; Clariidae. Gene Ontology annotation, cellular component: Golgi apparatus. The transcript is spliced from 8 exons.
GAACGUGAUGACGUCAUCGGUGGAGCUUUGAGGUGUUUAUUGUUCGUUUGAGCGUCGAAGAGAAAAAGCAGCGCAGCAACGGGAGUAACGCGCCGGAACCGCUGAUUAACGCCCCUGUCCCCGCCGCCUGAGGGAGCGCAGAGCCUGUCCGAGCCGAGCCGCGGGAGAACCUGACCUCUGCCGCGCUCCGUACACGAGUUUACCGGGGUUUUUGUUCGGGAGCCAUUUUACAGCAGAGGAGAGGCCGGAGACAGCGGUGUGUGUGUGGACAUGGCGUACGCGUAUCUCUUCAAAUACAUCAUCAUCGGAGACACAGGUGUGGGUAAAUCCUGCCUUUUAUUACAGUUCACAGAUAAACGCUUCCAGCCUGUCCACGACCUCACCAUUGGUGUAGAAUUUGGAGCGCGGAUGAUCACCAUAGAUGGCAAACAGAUAAAACUUCAAAUCUGGGACACGGCCGGUCAGGAGUCGUUCCGCUCUAUCACCAGGUCUUACUACAGAGGAGCCGCAGGCGCUCUGCUCGUCUAUGACAUCACAAGAAGGGACACCUUUAACCACCUGACCACCUGGUUAGAAGACGCGCGCCAACAUUCCAACUCCAACAUGGUCAUCAUGCUGAUCGGGAAUAAGAGUGACCUGGAGUCGAGGAGAGAGGUGAAGAAGGAGGAGGGGGAGGCCUUCGCUCGGGAGCACGGGCUCAUCUUCAUGGAGACUUCAGCCAAGACCGCGUCCAACGUAGAGGAGGCAUUUAUCAACACAGCUAAGGAGAUAUAUGAGAAGAUCCAAGAGGGCGUGUUCGACAUUAACAAUGAGGCGAACGGGAUUAAGAUCGGGCCGCAGCACGCUGCCACUAACUCCACGCUGGCUGGAGGACAGGGGGGGCAGCAGGCCGGGGGAGGAUGCUGCUGAAUCACCACUUCUACCCCUUUGGUCUACCCCUUACACCCUCCACCCCCCCUCCACCCCUCCUCCCUUAUCUGCUUUCCCUCUCGUUUCUUUUGGACUGGUUGCUCUCACUAACGUUUUCUUAACCCUUAAAUCCAACUCGUGUACUAGAUAUCUGUAAACAAAAACAAACAAAUUAUUAUUAAUAAAGAGAAAUCCUCCUCCUGCGGAAGAAGCCCAGGCAGUGGAGUGCCGAGAAGGUGAGGAGCUCUGGGCGGAGCGGGCGGAGCUCUGGGCGCUCGGCCGCAGCGGGGUCCUGGUGGGCGUAACGGUUAACUAGGCCCCGCGCCUCGACCCCGCGCGCUGGUGAUUACCUUCAUGUUUGUGCUUUUCUUUUUGUUUUGUGCCCUUUUUUUGUUGACUUUGAGCUGAAUUGUAUUAAACACUACAAAGUCAUCUCUAGUAUUUUAAUCGGUGUGUGUGUGGGUGGGUGGAGUCUGUGCUCAUGGUUUACUCUGGACAAAGGGGUGUGUCCCUGCGCUAGGCUGGAGUUUACUGAGUGACCAAAGGGUGUUGGUUUAACCAAGGGGCGGGGCUUAACUUUGAAUGGAAAUGUUAUGUAUGACAUCACAACUCUAUAGAUUAGCUAACAUCAGCUAGCAUCCUAACGCUAGGAACAUAGCACAAAGGCUGAUCAGGCAGGCAUGUGGUUGGUUGACCACUUUAACAUAAACCCCAGCCCUUCUUACCCAGCACUGCUUGUCACUUGGUGCAGCCUCAUGUGGAUAUGGUUGUGUGUGUGUGUGUGUGAGUGAGAGAGAAAGCUGCGAUGGAUUGUGCAGAUGUUAUUAAAGUGAAGAGAAGCAGCAGGAUGUUUUUUUUUUUCGUGUGUAUUUAUCAGGACACUCUAUGUAUAUAGCGCUCUUUUCUUGCUUUGAUGUACGUUAGCGGUAACCGUGCUCUUUCUGCUGCGACGCUGUGCGAGUAGAGCUAGAGAACGCGACAGUAUUCCGGCGUCGUUUUUAACUCCUUUUCCUCUUUGCGUGUAUAGACCCUUCAUAUAGAUUUAUUAUAUCGUGGAUCUGUUUUAAUGCCAAAUUUGUGUUUCCUCGUGUCUCUGAAACGCGCUGUUCGCCUUAAACCCAUAUAAGAGCGGCGUUUAACGUAAUCACGUCACGUUACAGCCGACGUGACUGGUGAGAAGUGUGUAUACACACACACACACACACACACACACACACACAAUAAUCCUGUAUACUCGGUUUUAUAUAUCUACAUAACUUCCAUUAAAGCCGCCCUGUAGCGUCAGCCCAGCCCGUCUCCUCCACGUGUACGGCUCGAUCUUUGCCGUCACUGCCACAGUGUCCUCCUCCUUCUUCUUCUCCUCCGUCUCUUUCUCUCUCUUUGUGAACAUCCUGUCCAUGGUGAAAGGGCGUGUGGUGAAAAGCCAAAAUGAAGUAACUUUGUGAUCCUCCACUAUUCUUUUCUGUGUUCUUCAAAUAAAAUGCUAUCACAAUAAACAUGAGUAAAAGUC